AUGCACAGCCUCCUUGGAGCGGCUGUAGUGUCGGCAUUACUGCAAAUACUGCUCUCCUACACGGCCGUCAGUGCCGUCAGCUGGGAGGAAUGGUGGACCUACGACGGGAUCUCAGGUCCAGCGUUCUGGGGGCUGAUCAACCCAGAAUGGUCGCUAUGCAACAAAGGCCGGCGCCAAUCCCCAGUCAAUUUGGAACCAGACAAACUGCUGUUCGAUCCAAACCUACGGUUUUUACACAUAGAUAAACAUAGAAUAAAUGGCCUAAUAAGCAACACAGGCCACUCAGUGAUCUUCACUGUGGAGAAUGAGACCCGGCAUCACAUCAACAUUACUGGUGGGCCUCUCUCCUACAAGUACCAGUUCCAUGAGAUCCACAUCCACUACGGCCUACACGACCAGUUUGGAUCAGAACACGCCAUCAAUGGGUAUACCUUCCCAGCUGAGAUUCAGAUAUUCGGUUUUAAUUCACAAUUGUAUUCAAACUUCUCCGAGGCUCUACACAAAGCUCAAGGAAUUGUUUCAAUAUCCCUAUUGUUACAGCUCGGAGAUUUAUCAAAUCCAGAACUUAGAGUGUUAACAGAAGAAUUAGAAAAUAUCAAAUACGGAGGUGCAGAGAUGCCAGUGAACAAGCUCUCGGUUCGUGGCCUGCUGCCUGACACUGACUACUACAUGACAUACGACGGCUCCACCACGGCCCCCGCUUGCUACGAGACCGUCACCUGGAUCAUUGUCAAUAAACCCAUCUAUAUCACUAAACAACAGUUACACGGCUUGAGGCGGCUGAUGCAAGGCGACGCCAGGCACCCGAAGGCUCCCCUCGGCAACAACUUUAGGCCGCCCCAGCCUCUCCACCACCGAGCCGUAAGGACCAACAUUGACUUCGAUCUCAGCAAGUACCCUGGGAAAACUUGUCCAAGCAUGCAUCGAGAUAUGCAUUAUAAAGCCAAAAGCUGGACACAAUAUUGA
Spodoptera littoralis (African cotton leafworm) is the source of this 966-nucleotide messenger RNA. The record is from the annotation of a GenBank genome assembly. NCBI's taxonomy places the organism in Eukaryota, Metazoa, Arthropoda, Insecta, Lepidoptera, Noctuidae.